Arabis nemorensis is the source of this 1500-nucleotide messenger RNA. NCBI's taxonomy places the organism in Eukaryota, Viridiplantae, Streptophyta, Magnoliopsida, Brassicales, Brassicaceae. The record is from the annotation of a GenBank genome assembly.
AUGGUAUCAAAUGAUAUCGACUCAGCCAUUGCCCCCUUCUCCUACACAACCCUUGAUGCAAUAGAUGAAAAACUUCAGUCCCAAUGUAUUGUUGUCCAUCUACUGCGGACGUGGGAAGCCCNUAAUUUUAAAGAGAACAAUUGUUUGCUCAGUGUCAAUUGCUUCCUUGUCGAUGAGNAGAAUGCAUCAAUCCAGGCAUCNAUCCACCCCCGUCGACUACACAAGUUUAGGAAUAAGCUUAAAGAGGGGAAGAUCUUCUCCAUAACCGCAUUUGAUGUCAAGCAAAACCUUAACUGCUACCGGUUAACUGAUCAUCCAUUUAAAAUCUACUUCAAUGACCAUACAGCUUUGGAAGAUGUGAAUGGUGACCAACACAACAUUCCCCAUGAGUAUUUCCGUAUCCGUCCAUUUGCAGACCUUCAAAUGAUGGUAAACAAAGGAGAGCACUUACCAGAUGUUAUUGCACAAGUGACAUGCAUCAAGACUUCACAGAAGGUGGACGAGACAAAGACUCCUCCUAGGACUNCCUUAAAUCUUACUCUUGCAUGUACUUUUGACAGUGGUGAGACUGCUUAUAUAUCGGUAUGGGAAAAACUCGCACACCAGCUUAGUGAAGAACUUGUCAAACUAAAAGACGCACCUCUUCUUGUCAUUGCAACUGGCGUGAACCCAAGAGCUGUUGGUGGUAAGCCAAAUAUAUCUCAACGCGACCGCGUCGACUCGAAUUUUCUUCAACCUAGAAACAUGAUCAGUAAAGACUUCCGGCAAAGCACAUACUAUAAAAACACUCUUCUCCCUACGAGCGUUGAUGGAACUGNAGAGUCCAUUCCUACUGAUGUUCAAAGUAUUGGGNAAAUUUUGGCNUUCNNCAACGACAAGGGAGGCAACCCCAAGAUGUUUUGGUGUAAGGCGAAGGUGGUCGACGUGAUAUUAACCAGUGGGUGGUUCUUUAUCGCAUGCACUCGCUGUUCUAACAAAAUGACUAAAAGCGGAGGAAAAAUUACUUGUGAAACUUGUCCUACUGUUCAAGCCGUUGGGGUGCUUAGGUACCAUAUUGAGGUUAUCGUGGAAGAUGAUAAUGAUACUUCCACAUUUGUUAUUUUCGAAAAAGCUGGUGAAAAGUUGUCGAAGACAACUGCAUUUGACCUUGCUGCGAAGAGUGCUGAAGCACAGAAUGGUGAUUUUGGAGAUAGAGUUCCACAAGCCAUUCAUGAUAUUGUUGGAAGAGUUUUGUUCUUUUAUGUCAAAGUGUCAGAGUAUAACUUCACUGCUAAAUAUCAUAGUUUUCCAGUUUAUGAUGUCUCACUGCCUACCAGUGUUGUCACCAAAAAGCGGCGCGAGACAUGUGAACCCAGUAGUCAAAACAAAUUUACAAAGGUAACCAUCGGCACAGCAAGUAAUGCAAAAGUGGGAAUGGAAUCGGAAUGUCAUGAGUCUAAGAAAUCCCGCACUAAUAGAAGAAACAAAGCCCAAAUUAUUCUUGAUGAGCUCAAAGAGUAG